Fukomys damarensis (Damara mole-rat) is the source of this 2887-nucleotide messenger RNA. It is a transcript of the gene Sf3a1, whose product is annotated as splicing factor 3a subunit 1. Gene Ontology annotation, molecular function: RNA binding; protein binding. NCBI's taxonomy places the organism in Eukaryota, Metazoa, Chordata, Mammalia, Rodentia, Bathyergidae. Gene Ontology annotation, biological process: regulation of alternative mRNA splicing, via spliceosome; mRNA cis splicing, via spliceosome. Gene Ontology annotation, cellular component: U2-type prespliceosome; catalytic step 2 spliceosome; U2 snRNP. The coding region runs from base 93 to 2474 and encodes 793 amino acids. The transcript is spliced from 16 exons. The record is from RefSeq and is a predicted model, not a curated record.
UUGAGAGCUCGUCGUACCUUUGGUGGGGUGUCUCUUCACGCAGCAGCGGUCGUCUACACUGAGGCGGGCUGGCAGCCCUGAGCGUCGCAGUCAUGCCGGCCGGACCCGUGCAGGCGGUGCCUCCGCCGCCGCCGGUAGUCACCGAGCCCAAACAGCCAACUGAAGAAGAAGCAUCUUCAAAGGAGGAUUCUACCCCCUCUAAGCCAGUGGUGGGGAUUAUUUAUCCUCCCCCAGAGGUCAGGAACAUCGUAGACAAGACUGCCAGCUUUGUGGCCAGAAAUGGGCCUGAAUUUGAAGCUAGGAUACGACAGAAUGAGAUCAACAACCCUAAAUUCAACUUCUUGAACCCCAAUGACCCUUACCAUGCCUACUACCGCCACAAGGUCAGCGAGUUCAAGGAGGGGAAGGCUCAGGAGCCCUCGGCCGCCAUCCCCAAGGUCAUGCAGCAGCAGCAGCAAGCCACCCAGCAGCAGCUGCCUCAGAAGGUCCAAGCGCAGGUAAUCCAAGAGUCCAUCGUGCCCAAAGAGCCCCCUCCUGAGUUUGAGUUCAUCGCCGACCCUCCUUCCAUCUCAGCCUUUGACCUGGAUGUAGUGAAGCUGACAGCUCAGUUUGUGGCCAGGAAUGGGCGCCAGUUUCUCACCCAGCUGAUGCAGAAAGAGCAACGCAACUACCAGUUUGACUUUCUCCGCCCACAGCACAGCCUCUUCAACUAUUUUACGAAGCUAGUGGAGCAGUAUACUAAGAUCUUGAUUCCACCCAAAGGCUUAUUUGCAAAGCUCAAGAAAGAAGCUGAAAACCCUCGAGAAGUUUUGGAUCAGGUGUGUUACCGAGUGGAGUGGGCCAAGUUCCAAGAGCGUGAGCGGAAGAAAGAGGAGGAGGAAAAGGAGAAGGAGCGGGUGGCCUAUGCUCAGAUUGACUGGCACGAUUUUGUGGUGGUGGAGACCGUGGACUUCCAGCCUAAUGAGCAAGGGAACUUCCCUCCCCCCACCACGCCGGAGGAGCUGGGUGCCCGCAUCCUCAUUCAGGAGCGCUAUGAGAAGUUUGGGGAGAGUGAGGAGGUCGAGAUGGAGGUUGAGUCUGAUGAGGAGGAUGACAAACAGGAGAAGUCAGAGGAAGCCCCUUCCCAGCUGGACCAAGAUACCCAAGUGCAGGACAUGGACGAGGGUUCAGAUGAUGAGGAGGAAGGGCAGAAAGUGCCCCCACCCCCAGAGACACCCAUGCCUCCACCUCUGCCCCCGACUCCAGACCAAGUCAUUGUCCGCAAGGACUAUGAUCCUAAAGCUUCCAAGCCCCUGCCUCCGGCCCCAGCUCCAGAUGAAUAUCUUGUGUCUCCCAUUACGGGGGAGAAGAUUCCUGCCAGCAAAAUGCAGGAACACAUGCGAAUUGGGCUUCUGGACCCCCGCUGGCUGGAACAGCGGGAUCGCUCCAUCCGAGAGAAGCAGAGCGAUGAUGAGGUUUACGCACCAGGUCUGGAUAUUGAGAGCAGUUUGAAGCAGUUGGCUGAGCGGCGUACCGACAUCUUUGGUGUGGAAGAAACAGCCAUUGGUAAGAAGAUUGGUGAGGAGGAGAUCCAGAAGCCAGAGGAAAAGGUCACCUGGGAUGGUCAUUCAGGCAGCAUGGCCCGGACCCAGCAGGCUGCCCAAGCCAACAUCACCCUCCAAGAACAGAUUGAGGCCAUCCACAAGGCCAAAGGCUUGGUGCCAGAAGAUGAUACCAAAGAGAAAAUCGGCCCCAGCAAGCCCAAUGAAAUCCCCCAGCAGCCGCCACCCCCCUCGUCAGCCACGAACAUCCCCAGUUCGGCUCCACCCAUUACGUCAGUGCCCCGGCCUCCUGCAAUGCCACCUCCUGUCCGUACUACAGUUGUAUCUGCAGUGCCUGUCAUGCCUCGCCCACCAAUGGCAUCUGUGGUCCGAUUGCCACCGGGUUCAGUGAUUGCUCCCAUGCCACCCAUCAUUCACGCACCCAGGAUCAACGUGGUGCCCAUGCCUCCCUCUGCGCCUCCAAUCAUGGCACCCCGUCCACCCCCCAUGAUUGUACCUACAGCUUUUGUGCCUGCCCCACCUGUGGCUCCUGUCCCAGCCCCGGCUCCAAUGCCUCCUGUGCACCCUCCACCUCCCAUGGAGGAUGAGCCUGCCUCCAAGAAACUGAAGACGGAGGACAGCCUCAUGCCUGAGGAGGAGUUCCUGCGCAGGAACAAGGGUCCAGUGUCUAUAAAAGUACAGGUGCCCAACAUGCAGGACAAGACGGAAUGGAAGCUCAAUGGGCAGGUGUUGGUCUUCACCCUCCCACUUACAGACCAGGUCUCUGUCAUCAAGGUAAAGAUUCACGAAGCCACAGGCAUGCCUGCGGGGAAACAGAAACUACAGUAUGAGGGCAUCUUCAUCAAGGAUUCCAACUCUCUGGCUUACUACAACAUGGCCAAUGGAGCUGUCAUCCACCUGGCCCUCAAGGAGAGAGGUGGCAGAAAGAAAUAGAAGAGCGAUCUGCCAUCGAGUCCCUGUUUAUCCUCUCACGUUCUCCAUGCUCUGCUCUGACCAGGAGAUUACCUGAGAUCUCAGGCAUCGCCUUUGCAUUUAUUCCCCUCCUACUCAGUUGUCCUACAGAAGUCUGCCCCACCCUCCCAUACAAGGGUAAGAGUAGCAAGGCUUUCUGAGCCGGUGUCUGGAAUCCCUUUGUGUUAGAGUCUUGAUUUGAGGCCCUUUUCUUCCCCAGCCCUGUAGGUGCUGUGAAUGCAAGAAUGGCCUACAGAAUGAUUUUGCAGUGCCACAUGGCACUUGGCUGAUAGACUAUGAUUGUUUUGUUUUUCAUCAUUUUGUACUUUGCGAUGGUGUGUCUAAUAAACUCUUGGACCGUUUUAGUGAAAGCAGCUUAAUAAGACUUAUCCCUU